ACCACAUGUUUCCCCGAGAAGAGUAAAAAAACUAUCAAUUGAGUGAUUUGUGGCGCGCUCCAGAAAGCCGAGAGGUUAUGGCGACCGCGGAGGAGGGCGGCGAUGGAUUCGAGUUCCUAGCAGAUCCGGUGGACAGGUUCCCCUUGGCGGAUCUUGGACGCGGCGUCUUCGCUCCCGAUGGUGAGCCAGAGGCUAAUCUCACACAGUCAGCGGCUGAAUCCAGCAUGGGAGAUGUGGGCGAUGUGCCGCUAAUCCUGCAAUUGGCCAUCAACAACGGCUGUGAAGCAUUAAGCUUCUCUGCGACGGAUUCGCAACAGUCAGCUGGAAAGGAUGACCCUCAAGCCCCCGGCUGGACUAAAAGGUUCUUGAUUUCUUGGGUAUAGAGAAAAUACCAUCAAAGCACAUCCUCUAGAGGUGGACGAAAGAUGCAAUAGAUAUACUUCCACAGCAGUUGGCACACGCACAGAAGACCAUAUAUCGGUUAACUCCAUUACAUUCGGACAUUCAAAUCUGUAUACUCAUGCUUUGGAGGUUGUAAAACUUGGUGAUGCAAACCAAAUUGCAUAUGAUUGUGCAAUGGAGCUUCUUAGAUCAGCAAUGUAUAAACUGAUCCCUUUAGCUUCUGAGCAUGACGGUCUGGGUUUAGAACACAAAAUUGAGUUCAACAAGCCAAAAGGUACAGAAUUGAGUGUGUUCGUGAACCACAAAAAGUAUGCGGGAGUGAUGCUGGAGGUAGUGCAGUUGGAAAUUUCAUUGGUUUAGCAGCUCCAGAACGCAAACGGAAGGCCGGUCGACCAACCAGCAGCAGAGACAAGCCUCCAUAUGAUGAUCUCGGUGCAAAGAGCAAAAAAAGUAAGUUUCUGGCACAUCUAGAUGCUGCAGUAUAUAUGUCGCGAACCAGGGCACAAGAGCACAACAUGUCCACAGCGGGGUGAGCUCCCUCAAAAGAAAAGGAAAAAAAGCCAAAUGCUCAAUAUGCGGAGUGGGAGGGCAUCGCAAGAACACCUGCAAGUCUGCAACAAUCCAAAGAUUGUUUACAUGUUCCUCAGAAAGCUACACAUGAACGACCUGUGGAAAUGUGAUUAAUCUGGUGUAUCACUGAACUUCCACCGUUUUUCCCUUGUAUGAUGAUUGCUCACAACCUAGUGGUGUGAAAUAAAUUAUGUAUUGUCAGCUUAGGAAUUGUGACAAUGUUUCCUCUUGUAUAUGUCUAAAACCUUUGACUUGGAUUAAUCUGGUUUAUCACUGAA
Triticum dicoccoides is the source of this 1250-nucleotide messenger RNA. RefSeq lists its product as uncharacterized. The transcript is spliced from 3 exons. The record is from RefSeq and is a predicted model, not a curated record. Bases 78 to 383 code for a protein of 101 amino acids. NCBI's taxonomy places the organism in Eukaryota, Viridiplantae, Streptophyta, Magnoliopsida, Poales, Poaceae.